Messenger RNA from Acanthosepion pharaonis, 696 nucleotides. The record is from the annotation of a GenBank genome assembly. Lineage: Eukaryota; Metazoa; Mollusca; Cephalopoda; Sepiida; Sepiidae.
AUGUGUGUGCGUGUCUGUUUUAUUUUGCAAUAUUCAUCUGUAAAUUUUUCUUUACAAAUUGUUUUGUUCAACCUAACACGAUGGUAUUCUUUUGAAUUGUCUCCAUUCAUUUUUUUUUUUUUCCUCUUUUUAUAUGUUCAACAACUUAUUCUUUCUUUGGCUUCCACUAAACAUUUUUUCCACUCUCCCCCAUCAAUCUUGUCUCCAUUUUUGUAUUAUUCCUUGACAUGUCUUGGACUCUUUCAUGCUGCAAAGAACUAUGAACAGGUGGCGCUACUUUGUAAGGAAACCAAACAUUUUGAACAAGCGGCUGAGUUAAUGGAGAAAUCAGCUUCUAUGUUUGUCGAACAUGGAACACCAGAUUCUGCACGUCUUGUCUUGGAGAAAGGAGGCAAAAUGGUUGAAAAAGAACUACCUUUGAAAGCAGUGCAUCUAUAUAAAAAAGCAAGUGCCAUUGCAGACAAUGAAGAUCGACCCAACAAUGCUGCUGAGAAUAUUGGCAAAUGUGCUCGAAUACUAAUUAAUGAACGCAAGCUGGACCAAGCAAUGGAAUGUCUGAAGAAGGAGAUAGCAUUCCACGAAAGAAGCCAGAGUUAUCCGAUGAUUGGGAAAUCAGUCACUGGCAUUAUACUUGUUUAUUUGCACAAUGAUGACUUUGCUGCAGCAUAUGCAUUCUAUGAAAAAAGUUUCAAGUAA